AAAUGAAGAACACUUUAUUAUUUUUUAUACUGUAGAAAAGUUUAUAAGACUUUAUGAGACUAUGACGUAGUGUGCUUGCCUAUUCGGCGAAUCUCGUGUAGACUUGACAGGCGAAGUCUUGCUUUGUUUCCGCCAAGUGGGUCACGUUUUAGUCUACAUCAACACAGGCCGAAAAUGUCAUGAUAAACACGUCCAGCAACAAAGACAAAGUACUUUUUCUGCCCGGCCCGCUAUUCAACUACCAGCAACAGAAGGAAGCAUUGUCAACCAUGAACGGGAUUGAUCCCAUCAAGUUAAACGAGGUCUUGCAACAGAUAGCCAGAAAGCAGAGGCAAAACUCCAGCAGCAGCGAAUCUGAGGGGGCUGUACUCGAACGCGAGGUGGAUCGAAGAUCUUCACUGGAGGGUGAUCCCCAGGGUCCCUAUCAAGGACAGAUGCAUUGGAGCAGUGAUGGAUUAAAGAUGCUGAAAAUUGUUCAAAACCAAGAAUCUCAAAGAGCAGACUCACAGUCAAACAGACAGUCAUUGGAGGAGAGGGGUGGGGCUUCCGUCCUGUCCUCCCACAAAUCUAGUCGUAUUCAAUCACCUGAAGCUUCCAUCAGAUCUCCAACCUUCAAUGAGGCCAUGACCGUCAAAUCUUCCAUUCACAACCAAAACCAUUCACCUUCCACCACUUCAUAUUCUGGUGCAAUUGCACCUAAAAAGAACAACCGAUUAAAUGCCGAAAGUAGAUUUUUACCAGAGACUCAUUCAGAUCGCAUACCAAGCUCGACUUACACCCCAAACUCCAAUCACAGGUCAAGGACACCUUCAUCGGAUCAAGAAAGGGGGACUAUAGUGUCACCUUCACAGGCCUUGGACCAGCCACUGUAUAUCCAGACAGACACAAGGGACCAGAAACCCCCCACAAUAUCAGAGAUGGAAGGAAUGGUGUCUACCACAGGAGAGAGUUUGCCCCCUGGAGAAAGGAAACCAGACCGGGGGCCACCAGUUAACAGAGAACCAGAGAGAGCCAUGCAGGUCAACAGUCCUUCCUCAACUUCUGGUCUACCAAAAUCCAAUGGGGCCACAAAUAAUAACUGGAACCUGAAAUGCUUAGUAUGCGGGGACAGGUCUUCGGGGAUCCAUUAUGGAGUGCUGGCGUGUGAAGGGUGCAAGGGUUUCUUCAGAAGAGCUCUGCAGGAUAUCGGAGACCCAGCCCGCAAAAGGUGCUAUUACAACAAAAGCUGUGACAUCACAAUCUUGACUCGCAAUCGAUGUCAGUACUGCCGCCUACAAAAAUGCCUGGCUCUAGGCAUGUCUCGAUCAGCUGCAAAACUUGGUCGAAGAUCUCGCAAGAUGAGAGAGAUGAUAAAAACUAUGGAGGAUUCACAAACCGAACAGGCAUUGCACGGUCUGCUGAGUUUGAACUCAGAGGCAGAACGUCGCAUUGCUGCCACAGCAGAGGCAGCCGUCAAAGCUGCCGAGAUUGUACCAGAGAAUCUCCACAAAGAUGCAGCACCACAGGCUUCUAUGGCUGCCCUGUCCAUGCUACUCAAACAGAGAGCCCAAAGUCAACAUUCACCAGACCAAAACCGAAAUUCUGUUGAAACAAACUGUUCAACAGAAGACAGCAAUGACAGUCUGCCAAGGGUCCAUGUCAAACAGGAAAACCAUGAUGAGGAAUAUGUCUCCAGACCCACAUCCAUCCAUGAAAUUAACAAUAUUCCUGCCCACUCACAAAAUGGUGACCCUGCUGUGCGUAACUCAAUAGUCAGUUCUCUGCUGACUCUGCCCCAGCAUGUUGCAUUUAGAUAUCCACAUCCUCAACUUCUGUUACCAGGAACAGACGACAAGACAAGUCUGGAGGAAGCAUAUCCUCAGUUUGUUCAGAAUCUGAUCAAUCACCACAAUGAGAUAGCCAGCCAUGAAAAUUUUCUGACUCAGCAGCAGUCAGUUAUUGUAGAAAAUAUGACCCUUGACCUGCGUAAACACAACCGAGGGGAUGGACCAGAGGAAAAAUUCCAUCGAAGCCCUAUCAAAAAGCGACCCUACAAUCCCAAUGCAAGUUCGGAUAUUUAUCCAGAACCAGCCAAGUAUGCACGCACUGAAACAAUCUCAGAGAGAUCAGACUCUCCAGAGUCCCCCCAGAAAUUAGUCAUCAAUAUGGGACAGGAUUACAGCAUGAAACAGUCCUCCCCACCCCCUAGAUCCCACCCCCCUCACCGUGAGAGGGGCCUGGAUCACACUGCGGUUGUGGCACCCUUUGUUAAACCCAACAUUUACAUUCAUCGAGAGGAAGACACAAAACUGACAAUUCCACUAUUGACGUUCAAAAUCCACGAAGCAUUUAACCAGACUUUUACAUUCCUAAAACUACAGUUAAACCAUAUGGAGGAGAUUCUGGCACUCCACAAAGAUAGAGUGGCCCGUAUCGAUCAACUGGCUAUCAGCAACCCACAUACACUGAAGAGCAUCCUGUUCCCAGAACUACAUGCUCAAUUAAGAAAUCCAGAUGGCACAGUUUUUGAGGCGGGAGAGGUUUGCUGGGAAGGAUUCCAAAGUCUUCUAAACAAAACCAUCCAGGACACAGUGACCUUUGCCAAGAAAAUUCCUGGAUUCCCUCACCUUGAUCAAGACGACCAUAUUAGUCUUAUCAAGGGUGGCUGUUUUGAGGUUGCAUGUGUGAUACACUCCAAAUUCAUUGACUCUGAAACAAAUACCAUGUUUGUGGCUGGCAAGAAUAUCCUAGUCUGUCGUGAGGACAUGAAGAGGGGAUUCCCCCUUGGUGAGCACUUUGUGGAGCUAUUCUUCAACCUUUGUGCACGAUUCAAUGCCUACAAGCUGGGUGAUGCAGAGAAAGCCCUAUUCAGUGCUUUAGUGCUCAUUUCACCAGAUCGUCAGGGUCUGAAGAACAGAGAAAAAGUAAGCAAGCUUCAGGAACUACUCAUCCAGGCUCUGCAAACACAGAUCACUGCAAGUCACCCUACAGAGGUGGGACUGUUUCCUCGACUUCUGAUGAGUAUCUCGAGUCUGCGUGAACUUGGUGUCGAGCACCGUCGCAUGUUGGAAAGCCUCAAGAACCAGAUGAGCUUCCGUCAUGAUCUGUACGCUGAAACCUUUGAUCUCUGCUGAUAUGGAGGAUCCAGGAUAUUUCCAUGAAAAAAAAAAACUGAUUAGGGAUCUAGAAAUUCACAAAUCCUACCAUUAUUUGUGAUAUUUAAUUGGUAAAUUUGUCAACAACUGUAUUGUUACAUUUUGAUGGUGUUUUACUUCAGACAAGUUGUCCACAAAAUCACGGACUGAUCCAUGAGAGACGUAAAUUUAUGUAAAGUUAGUACCAUGUAAUUAGAACACUGGUCAAGAUUUUUAUGAAUUGUUCAAGUGAUUUCAUUUGGUACUCCUAUCACGGGAUUUGUGAUACAUUGUUGUUAACUUAUCACUUAUUUAUUAGCUGUCUCCAAUAAGUUAUUGAAUUAUUUAUUUAUUUUUUGUGACUCGAUCAAGAAGAAGGUAGAUUGGUCAUAGUUCAUAGUGAACUGAUUUGACACUGAUGAGGUUAGGUAUUUAUUUAUUUUGUGUUGUUAUGCCACAUUGUUAUAGAUUGUUUUUCUUCUUUUGUCUGUGUGUAAGAAUGCUAUUUAUUUAUGAUUUUUUUUUCAUCUGAAAAUUGUGAAUUUGAGUUUCACUGAUUAUUUAUUUUACAUGACUCUUUCUGAGAAAAAAACAUAACUGAGUAUUAUUUGUCAUAUCCUUUUUAUGCCCCCAUAUCGAAGAUUCGGGGGUAUAUAGUUUUUGCCCUGUUUUUUUUUUGUUUGUUUUUCGGGUUUUUUUUUUUCUUUUUAAAGAAAUGUCUGAAAAUGAUGUAGUGGUGCAGCAAAUGUCAUCUUGUUGCUAUUUUUACAAAGGUGCUAUACUGUGAGAAGUUUUUUGAAAUAUGUUGAGGCACUAAAGCUUCAAAGAGAUGUUCAUUAAGAAAAAAAUGGCAUUUACAAGUAUGCUUUGUAUAAUGCUAUAUAUGAAUCUUACAUGGUGUUAUAGAUUUUAUUGAUUAGAAUUUGUAAACUAGCAUGACAGAAUCUUGCAGAAGGUUAUCUGUAAUAUUUCAUGUUGUAAUUUUGUAAAACGGAGAAAAAGCAGAAAUGGCCUUCUUUAUGGCUAUAAUCCUUGCCAUUUAUUAACAUUUGAUGGUGUAUCCCACAAUUUUAUAUAUCGGUAAUCCCCCAUGAUUCAUUAGUGUAAUCAUUGAUUUAUUUAUUUAUUCCUCUUUUUUCAGCCACAUUCAGCAACAUUUUUACAUUCCAACACAAAGCUAGCUAUAAAUCAUGAUACAAUAUUUUCCAACAUAUUAUACUCUGUGUAAGGUUCAGCUCCUAUUUCCACCCAGGUCAUAGAUUCUGUUUACAUAGGAAAUGAUUCCCAAUGACAUUUGUUCUAUUUUCAUCUAGCAGUAACUUACACAUGGAAUACCUACAUAUCAUCUGCACUGUAAUACAGUUGAACUUAGUUAUCUCGAACACCUAUAUCUUGUUUACCAGGAAUAUGUCUAAGUGAUUUAGCAGUCCAAACCACUUUUUCUUGAUUUUUUAACCUCGUUAUCUUGAAUCCUCAGAUAUCUUGGAAGUUUAAUCAGGAUCCCAUGGGUUUGAGAUAACGAGGUUUGAAUGUAUGUAAUUUUUUCCAGACAUUUGCAAAGGAAGGAACCCAUUGGUAAAAAUAUCUGCAUGCAUUUCAGAAAUUGCUUGUUAACUAUUUCUUGCAAAAGGCAUAUUCUGACAGUGAAUGAGGUUACCUACUUUGAAAAUUGUUUUACUGUAAAUUCAAAAUUGUGCAGUGAAUAGGUUGUAUUCUUGCAAUUGGCUUUUUCAUAAGUAUUUCAUUUUUUUUAUUUAUCAUAAAAUCUUACAUGUGAUUAUAAAAAUGCUCUUUAAUUGGAACAAAUUGCAAAAGAAAAGCUUUUCAUAUUAAAUCUGAUUUUUACUAAUAUUAUGCAAGGAAUUGUGAUAGAGGAUUUUGAACUAUUUUAUAAAGAUACCAUAUGCUGUAUCAUAAUGCUACUAAUAUAAUUUGUUUGUUUAAUUGUGAAUGCUGAAAUAUGAGUGUUUAUUGAAAGUACCAAUUUGUACUACAUAUGUGAGUACAUGUAAUUACCCUAAUUAUUUUUUUUUUUGCAUGUUCAGUUUUUCUAAAAAUAGAAAAAGAAAAACUGCAUGCAGAAAAUGUUCUAUUCUAACAUCAAUUUAUGCAUGUGUGUAUAGAUUUUCUGUACAAAGGCUGAGUUGUGGAUAUUGCUUUUAUACAUAGCAGAAAAAACCGAAAUGGUGCUUCAUGUUAAUAUUGCAGCAUUCUAAACAUGUUACGAUAAAGGUUCCAUUAUGUCUUAUUGACAUGUCAACAAAUUAUUUUUGUUUCUUUACUCCAUAUAUGUAUUAACCAAUCGCUAGGUCAGAUAUCUUUUUGGUUGUCCGAAAUGCCUCCUUUAGUUCGCAUCAAAUGCAAAUUGUUUGUCUCACUUAUGCAAAGUAACAUCUUUUUCAUUCUGCUUUGGUCCACCCCUGCUUUGAUCCAUCCCUAUAAUGGUUGCAAUAUCAAUGUUCCAGAUUUUAAAACGUUUACAAAGGACGGUUAAAUUUGUAUGCCAGAAUACACGAUCACAACAUAUAAAACUUGAAAAGUUUUGAUAUUUUUAGCCUCUUUUUGUCUUUCACACUUGCAAUAGAUAAUCUCUCAAUUAUUAGUUGUAUUAAUUCUGAAGUGUAAAUUGAUCUUCACUUUAGUGUUGUAGCAAUUGACCUGUAAUUUAGUGUUGUCGAGUAUGACCCAAGUUUUGGGAAGCUAGCUUCAGCAAAUUUCCACAAAACUUCAGAGACAGUUUGAAUAGAGUAGGGUAAAGUUUUUUCCAAUUUUUGACCAUUAGUUGUAUGAGUUUGUAUAUGUCUUGCACAUCCAAAACUGUUGAUCUGAAAUUCACUGUGUCUCUUUCCAUGUUUUCUCGAAAGGAAAUCGUGUACCAGAUCAGAUAGUCACCUGAAAUAUAAUCUGCGCAGUAUGUUGACAAAAAAAGCUAAUAUUUUAUAAGAUUGAUUACUACAAAACAUACUUGUAAAGAUAUGUGUAUCACACUUUGUGUGUGUGUGUGUGAAUUAUGCUAGUAAUUUUAACUAAUUAGUGCUAUAUUAUUUAAUUUUUGUUUGAUAAUUAGAUUUAUUUUUAAUGAAUCUGUUGAAACCAUUACCAGCAUGUUACGAUGUUUGUUACUAUUUAUAAUAUUACAUGUGUUUUGAGUGAUUGUGAUGUUGGCCCUUUGUAUCUUGCAUAUUGUAUUAUAGUGUAUGUUUGUGUACCAGAGUGAAGAGAGGUUUGUUUCAAAGUGAAUAGUGAAAAUUUCAUCAUCUGUUCUACCUUAAGAAACAAUUGUAUCCAACAUUCUAGUGCUGAGAUUUUAUAUAUAUAUAUAAAAAAUAUCUUAUAUGGGGAAGAAAAAUGGGAUAAAUAGUGGGAUGGAUGUAAUUUUUCUCAUAAAAUUUUUUAACUGCAGUUUCAAAAAAUUGUAGAAUUCAUCCCCCCCCCCCAUGUACAUCAAUCACAUGUCAUUUAAAAUCCUUUCUGCUUCACACUGUCAAACAGUGAUGUCUGCUGUCAUAUCCUGCACAUUGUCUUAAUCGCUUACCGUCAAAGACUGGAAACUUCCAUUUUUGCAGUUUCAAACUUGUCUUGCGUCUACAAGGUUCAAAUUGGUGCUGGUAUUUAUUUUUUGUGUUUUUAAUAACUUAGUGUUUUUGUCAUGCUUUCCUUGUUCAGCAAAUUAGUUUUCUGUGUCUCCUGCACAUUGAAAAACCAAUGUUGGUGAUGACUUUUUUUUUUGCUUUUUUUUUCAUUAGAUUUAGAGAGUUUGGAGUGCUACUGAAUGUUGUCAUGUUUUUCAUCUAUUUAAUUCCAUUUCUAUUUUUAUACAUUGAGGUAUAAAUGCAAAACCAUUGUUUUGGUCAUGUCAGUGAGGAUUUUUUUUUUCUCUUUUCUCUGCCUGAAAAAAAAAUUUGAUUUAUGCCACACACAGGAAAUUAUAAUUAAAAGUGGAUAUUGUAUUGAUAAUCAGUUAACCAAGUUUGUUAUCAACCAAGAGCACUAAUUAACAGCAUUAAAUUUAUGGAGUAACUAACAUUUAUUUAGCUGAAAAAUAAUUGGAUGACUUGAUGUGAACAUAUUUGAUGCACAUGAAAGAGAAAUCAUUUGAUAUAGUUAAUGCAACAGUUGUGUUUAAAAUUCUUAAAAUUCCUGAUUAGCUCAAAGUUAACACCAUUACAUGUAUUAGGUUAAUUAAAUCAUAUUUGUAAGAAUUUUAAAAUUUUCUACAUUGUAUUUAAAAAUUGACAAUCUCUAGAUGUUAUUUGUAUGUUGUUGAAUGAAAUAACAAUUUUAUAACAUUUCUGUAUUUUUCUCUCUCUCUCUCUCUCUGUCUAAUUUUGAAGGAGACAAGAAAUGGGGCAUCCUUAUUUCAACUGGAAAAGUACUGUUAUUAUUACAAAUCUUCAUGUCUUAAAUUUAUUGUGUAGAAAAUGAAACCAAAUUUUAAUAGCCCUGUGACUUUGAUGGCUCAUUUUUUAUGAAGUUAAUGAAAGUAAAACUGUUGUACUUGAAAACUUACAUUCAUUACUUUCUGAAAAUCAGAAGUGUUUGGUAAUCUAGUUAUUUUUUAAAAAGAGAUUGUAUUAUAUAGCAUUAGAAAUGACUGAAUCUCAUUCUGUGUCCCUGGCAUAAAUUAUAAGCAUAGACAAAUAAAAUUUGGCUCAUACAA
Molecule: messenger RNA, 7773 nt
Organism: Saccostrea echinata
Lineage: Eukaryota; Metazoa; Mollusca; Bivalvia; Ostreida; Ostreidae
Exons: 9
Coding region: 180-3113 (977 amino acids)
Biological process (GO): regulation of transcription by RNA polymerase II
Cellular component (GO): nucleus
Molecular function (GO): RNA polymerase II cis-regulatory region sequence-specific DNA binding; nuclear receptor activity; zinc ion binding
Source: RefSeq, a predicted model, not a curated record